UUUUGAGUUGGCAACUCUACUUGGAACCAUAGACUAAUAAGUGACAGCUGGUCGGAGAAAGCGCGUACUUACUUGUUAGUGCUACUCUUUGUAUGAAAAUAGAAGAACAAACUUGUGAAUCACUUCGUGCUCAAGUUCAGAGGUCAUCUCACGAAAAUGGCAUGCUGGAGUUUGAUUGAUUUUGAACCGACCGAAAUGCCUGGAUGGAGGACAUCAAAAAAGGAAAACUCCACACCUGUUAUAAGCACACUUAAAACAUCUGUAAUGCUGCAACAAAUCGUGAAGUUCCAGGCAAAGUACAUGACAACCAACGUCAAUCAUCAAUGCAGUUUUGAGGAAUUGGUCAGAUUUGUUCAAAUCAUCUGCAAAGAAGAACACGUUGGAACCUACGAGAAUGAGAAUAAAACCAAAGAUAUCAUCUCGAAGGUAAUGGCAGCCGACAACAAUCCGAUUCGUCUAACUUCGAGAAAAGAAGUUGAAACUGCCAAUGUUGCCAAAGCUGUUUUGACGCUUCAAAAUAGAGUGAACGAGGAAAAGGAUGAUUGUAAAGGACUCCUGGAAAUAGAUGAAUGCAUCUUAGGAAUCCACCGUAUAUUGCUGACAGGUCUGGAUGAUCAACUGAUGACUCCUGCCGGGAAGUUCUCACAGUUCCUUCGAAGUGCAGAGUAUAAUGGAGAGGUACAUUUUUAUCCCCGUUUUGGAUCUCAAGAAGAAGCGAGGGAUGCCGUUCAACUUUGCCUCGAUCGUUAUAACGAACUUUUCAGUGAGAUCUCGAAACAAAAGAAACAGAACCUUCACUUGUUCGUUAGUCAAAUUUUCAAACUUAGUUCAUAUCUGUUGUUCACUUUGAUAUCUUUGCAUCCAUUUGGGGACGGGAACGGCCGUCUCUGCCGACUGUUGGCAAACUAUUGCUUGUCUACGAUGACCCCGUUUCCAUCUCCAAUUUAUAACGUGUACACUCCGUCCAUGCAUGAAGAUUUUUUGAAUUCGAUUAUUACUUGCAGGAACUCUAACGACAAGAAGCCUCGCGAUUUAUGUGCCUUAAUAAUUGAAGCAAACUAUGCCAGUUGGUUGGAUUACAUUAAGACUAAUAAAGUUUUGACCUAAGUACUUGUUACUGUUGAUAAUAAAGAUCAAAUUUAGUUACUAUUUUUUAAUAUAUUGACAAAGUAUUCAUAUAAAUAAAUAUAUUUUUAUAGCUAAUAUGUUGUCCUUGUACCUUUUUUUUGAGUCAACUCAGUACAGGAAGAAACUAAAGUAUAUUAUGUUAAAGAUAGGCCUCGGAGUCACUGUUUUCUGAAGUAUCCUCAUAUUUCAGGUCAUUUCCACAUGCUUAAUUAGGAAGAUGUGAGAACAAUCAAAAGUGAUUUUAAAGCCAAACAACCUGCCGGACUAUCGGAGUAAAAUUUUCUGGAAGAAAAUAGUCUGCUAUG
This is a messenger RNA of Centruroides sculpturatus (bark scorpion), 1433 nucleotides long. RefSeq lists its product as uncharacterized. NCBI's taxonomy places the organism in Eukaryota, Metazoa, Arthropoda, Arachnida, Scorpiones, Buthidae. The record is from RefSeq and is a predicted model, not a curated record. The transcript is spliced from 2 exons. Bases 157 to 1107 code for a protein of 316 amino acids.